Molecule: messenger RNA, 1506 nt
Organism: Vespa crabro (European hornet)
Lineage: Eukaryota; Metazoa; Arthropoda; Insecta; Hymenoptera; Vespidae
Product: diphthine methyltransferase
Exons: 4
Coding region: 247-1419 (390 amino acids)
Molecular function (GO): protein binding
Source: RefSeq, a predicted model, not a curated record
AUGAAAAUACAUUUAACAUAUAUAUUUUUAUUAUUUAUAAUUAAAAUUGUUGAAAACCAAACGAAAUAUUUAAGAAAGCAUAUUUUCUCUUUUAUUUACAUUUGGGAAGGUUAGGUAAGUAGCACAUAUAUACUGUAACAGUAUAUAGAGAAAACCCGACUGCGGCGCAACGUCUUGCGGCUGCAAGUUGCAGCGUGCCGAUAAAAAGCUAAGUGAUUGGUUAUUUUUCGCUUAUGUACUUAUUGUAUGAUUAUAUAUAAACAGUGCAACUGCAGUUCGUUAUUUAAGGUUGUGUACCUGCUUGUUUUAGAUAUGUUUCAAACUUUGAGUACAUUCGAUACACAACUUUACGCGGACUCUGUGGAAUGGUGUCCCAUAGAACCAUUCAAAGACUUAUUUGUAUGUGGGACGUAUCAACUGAUAGUAUCAACAGAAAGUAUUUCGAAGAAAAAAUCAAAAUCAAGUAGACGUUUAGGCAGAAUAUAUUUGUUUCAAGUCAUUAAAGAUGGUAGUAUGAAGUUGUUGCAACAAUUAGAAACAGAAGGGGUAUUGGAUAUGAAAUGGGCUCACGUUACGUGUAAUCAAAAAAUAUUGUUAGGCGUUGUUAAUUCAUUAGGCUAUUUGCAAAUUUACCAAUUACAAAAUGAAGACGACGAAAUAUUAAAAUUAAUGACAGAAUUGAAAGUAAACGAUCAGAAGGAAGAAAUUCUAGCAUUAUCCCUCGACUGGUCUACAGGAAAAUAUUCUUGCGAAAAUAAUUCCAUAGCUAAUAUAAUAGUUAGCGAUUCUACUGGUGGCAUAACUUUAUUCGAGUUACAUAACGACCAAAUGAAAAUUCUAACGUCAUGGUUGUCUCAUGAAUAUGAAGCAUGGAUAUCUGCUUUCGAUUAUUGGAAUGUAAACGUAAUAUACACUGGUGGAGACGAUUGUAAAUUUCAACGAUUUGAUAUAAGAACAGGAAAGAAGUUUACCAUGAGCAAUAUGAUCCACACUGCUGGUGUUACUAGUAUUCACAGUAAUGCUGAUAAAGAACAUCUAUUAGCAUCAGGAAGUUAUGACGAAAAAUUACGUUUAUGGGAUACGAGAAAUUUCAAGAGACCAAUCUCAGAAACGAAUUUACACGGUGGUAUUUGGCGUUUGAAAUGGGAUCCUUUCGCGCGUCGAUCUCUAUUGGCGGCUUGCAUGUACGGUGGAUUUAAAGUAAUCGAUUGUCAGAAUAUUGAGACGCCUUCCAUCAUUGAUGAAUAUAAUAACCACGAAAGUUUAUCUUACGGAUGCGAUUGGUCAUUCCUUUCGCGUCAAUGUAUCAUGGAACGAGCUAUAUUUCAAACGAACGAGCAAAACUUAGGAUUAGCGUGUAUAUGUACAUUUUACGAUCAUGAUUUAAAACUUUCUGUAGUACGUUUGACCGAAGAAUAAUCAAAUUAUGUAUAUUUAUAAUUAUUACAAAUGUAUACUAUAUACAUCGACAUUUCAUAUACUACAACAUAUUUAUAUACGAACAUA